GUUUGGUGUUUGUUUGCUGACUGCAUUCUGAACUCGGGAGGAAGGAUUCUUCGUGUGUAGACAACAAAAUAACUGCUUGCUAACUAGUUCAAAAUACGACCACCUAAAUUCACAUUUAGUAACGAAUUUUAAAGUAACUUAACACGUUAGUAUUUGGCUACCUUUCAAAGUGGUCUAAUAAUAUAAUAUAGUACAUAACUAGCUAAUCAGCCGUCGUCUGGCUAGACCUUUGUGGAGCAAGGUGCUUCUGAAAAGCUAACAUUAGCUAGCUGCCGUUAGCGAGCUAGAAGGAUUCAAAAGAACAACUGGUAACGUUAGCUACUUGCGGGCUAGCCAGAAACCGGGGGAAUCAGCACAGCAACACCACGGGGAGCCGGGGCCCGAGAGGGAGCCUUCCAGGCCUGCGGCUUGAUGUGCCCUGCCUGCCUCGCCCCAGCAGUCCACAAUGGGGGAGACCAAGGUUAUCUAUCACCUCGACGACCAGGAAACACCGUACCUGGUCAAAUUGGCAGUGCCAGCAGACAGGGUUACACUUGCGGACUUCAAAAAUGUUCUGAAGAAACCUAACUACAAGUUCUUCUUCAAAUCUAUGGAUGACGAUUUUGGGGUUGUGAAAGAAGAGAUAUCUGAUGACAAUGCCAAACUCCCUUGUUUUAAUGGCCGUGUGGUGUCUUGGCUGGUGUCGGGGGACGGUUCCCACUCGGACGGUGGCUCUGUGGUGGAGAGUUUGUCGGAGCUGCCGCCACCCCCCCUGGAGAGGACAGGCGGAAUCGGGGACUCCAGACCCCCCUCUUACCAUGGGAAGGCCACAGGUGGACGAGACUCCUUGGACAAUGAGACAGAGACAGGCUCCAUGGUGUCCCAGAGAAGAGAGAGGGAACGGCCGCGCCGAAAACAUGCUCACGAUCAUGGGGGGAGAAAUGGCUACUCUCGGGUGGGCAGAGGGGCAGAGAUUGGCCAAUAUGACAGUUGCUCAUCCUUCAUGAGCAGUGAGCUGGAGUCCACCAGCUGCUUUGACUCAGAGGAUGAUGACGCCACAAGCCGGUUCAGCAGUUCAACUGAACAGAGCUCCUCCCGACUAAUGAGGCGACACCGCCGCCGGCGCCGGAAACCAAAAACAUCCAACAUGGAAAGGUCAUCAUCAUUCAGCAGCAUCACAGAUUCCACCAUGUCACUGAACAUCAUCACUGUCACUCUGAACAUGGAGAAGUAUAACUUCCUGGGCAUCAGUAUCGUGGGCCAGAGCAACGAGCGGGGCGACGGGGGCAUCUAUAUCGGCUCCAUCAUGAAGGGAGGGGCGGUGGCCGCGGACGGACGCAUCGAGCCUGGAGACAUGCUGUUGCAGGUGAAUGACAUCAACUUUGAGAACAUGAACAACGACGAUGCAGUUCGAGUGUUGAGGGACAUCGUGCACAAGCCAGGCCCGAUUACUCUGACUGUGGCCAAGUGCUGGGACCCCAAUCCCAGGAGCUGCUUUGCUUUGCCUAGAAGUGAGCCGAUCCGGCCCAUUGACCCUGCUGCCUGGGUGUCCCACACAGCGGCGAUGACGGGGGUGUACCCUGCCUAUGGCAUGAGCCCCUCCAUGAGCACAGUUACCUCCACCAGCUCCUCCAUCAGCAGCUCCAUACUGGAGACCGAACGCUUCGACGAUUUCCACCUGUCCAUCCACAGCGACAUGGCAACCGUUGCCAAGGCCAUGGCUUCACCGGAGUCUGGCCUGGAGGUCCGGGACAGGAUGUGGCUGAAGAUCACCAUCGCCAACGCCUUCAUAGGCUCAGAUGUGGUGGACUGGCUCUUCCAUCACGUUGAGGGCUUCUCAGACCGGCGAGAGGCCAGGAAAUACGCAAGUAACCUGCUGAAGGCCGGCUACAUCCGGCACACCGUCAACAAGAUCACCUUCUCGGAGCAGUGCUACUACAUCUUCGGGGACCUCUGUGGCAACAUGACCCACCUCUCUCUGCAUGACCACGACGGCUCCAGCGGGGGUGCGUCGGACCAUGACACCCUGCCCCCUCUGCCCCACCCUGGCGCAGCCCCCUGGCCCAUGGCCCUGCCCUACCAGUUCCCCAUCGCCCACCCCUACAGCUCCCAGCCCCAGCAGGACCUUCCCCCAGGCUUCCCUGGAGUAGGGGCGGGCAGCGCUGGUAGCCAGCACAGCGAAGGGAGCAGCGGUUCAAACUGCAGUAAGACGGAGGGACGCGGGGGGGCCGGGGGCUCCAACAAGUCAGGCGGGAGUGGCAGCGAAUCAGAGAUCAGGAGCCAUCGUGCUCCCAGCGAGCGUUCCGUGGCCCCUAGCGAGCGCAGCGUCCGCAGUUCCUACAGCCACCGAAGCGGCCACUCGCUGUCCUACGGGCCCGGUCUGGUUUACGGCCCCCCGGGACUGCCUCCUCAGCCCCCCCACAUGGCCUCAGCGGCUCCCGGGGCCCCGCCAGGCCGAGAGCUGGCCAAUGCUCCCCCAGAGCUAACUGGUUCCCGACAGUCCCUCCGCAUGGCAGUGGGCAACCCUGGCGAGUUCUUCGUCGACGUCAUGUGACUCAGGUGAUGUCAUAGGAACACUACGAGAUGGUGGUUGGAUAGGGAUUUAUUUUAAGUGCUGAGUGAGACGGACGGGAGGAGAAAACCUCUAGGAAAGAAAUCGCAUUUUGGGGUCAAUUCCAUUUCCGUUCUCAUUGCCAGAAUUUAAAAGGAAUUGAGGCCAACCUUGCUGGAACCUUCCCAUCUUGCUCUUCUGCUUCUGAGAGUACUCGCUAUACUUUCUUCAGUGAAGAACCCCCCCACCCCACCCAGAUGGAACCAAAAAGCGCCUUUUCUCCGUUUCCUCCCUGUAAGAGGAGUUGUGUUUGGGUCGGGACGGGGGGGGGAGAGGCCCUGCGAACAGCUGGAGAUGACUCAGCUCUUUUCUACGUCGAUUAUUUUUCUCCUCCGUUAGUCUUUUCUCUCUUUCCUCUUUGUCUGCACGUCCUCUGUCCUCCCAACCACAGCCCACCAGAGACAACAUUUACAAAGCCUUCUUCCAUCUAAACUGACCCCUUAACAAGAGAUUGUUUGCAAAGUGCAAGGAAUCUGAAAAUGAACACUAACCGUUGAAUCUUACGUUGACCUCUGUUUUUUUUUGUUUUUUGUAUGACUAUGAAAAAGAGUGAAAAAGAAAAGUAUGUAGUGCAAAUGAAUUAAGGGUCCUUCUGUUUUUGUUUUUAUCAUAGCUGCUCGCAGAUAUAUGUAGUUUGUUUUUCAACACAUAACACGAGCUUCCAGCGUAAAGACUCAUUCUUGAAUUACAUUUUCGUCUUUUAACCAGAGAUAUACAGGAUUUGUCUCCAUGUCUUGCGUUAAUGUUUUCUUACCAACUCUUAACUACUCUGUUAUUGAGAAAAUGUCUUUUUAUUUAUAAAUAUAGUUUUAUGACUAA
Messenger RNA from Esox lucius (northern pike), 3409 nucleotides. Its product is annotated as segment polarity protein dishevelled homolog DVL-3. The transcript is spliced from 15 exons. Bases 446 to 2533 code for a protein of 695 amino acids. Gene Ontology annotation, biological process: intracellular signal transduction; canonical Wnt signaling pathway. Gene Ontology annotation, cellular component: cytosol. NCBI's taxonomy places the organism in Eukaryota, Metazoa, Chordata, Actinopteri, Esociformes, Esocidae. Gene Ontology annotation, molecular function: frizzled binding. The record is from RefSeq and is a predicted model, not a curated record.